Quercus robur (English oak) is the source of this 1302-nucleotide messenger RNA. Its product is annotated as reticulon-like protein B8. The transcript is spliced from 6 exons. Lineage: Eukaryota; Viridiplantae; Streptophyta; Magnoliopsida; Fagales; Fagaceae. Bases 392 to 1141 code for a protein of 249 amino acids. The record is from RefSeq and is a predicted model, not a curated record.
CCUUUUCCACAAACUAGGUAAGGCCAGCUCCGUUCUCAUUUUUCUCAUACAAACCGCAGAAACAGCCGACAGGCUACAAAAACAUCUCUACUUUUUGGUACCCCAGAAAGUAAAAACUCUCAAAAAGCAUCAAAAGCCAAAAGCAAAUACCAGAAGUAAACAAAUUCAUGAGUGGUUUGCCACUUGUACUGUAUUUGUGGACCAAUCAUAUUUAACAUAUAACUUUCACUUUUCAGUUGCCCCACGCAAUUCAUGCCUACUCGUCUAUGAUGUUUUCUAUGCUACACAAAAUCCACACCGCCUAGUAAAACCCCAUAUACCCAUUACUCUCUGUUUGCUUCCUUUAUCUUUUUGCUCUGCUCUGAUCUCCUUGGAAGACCCAUCUGGAACAAUGCCUGAGAAAUCAACAGCUGAGAAUCUUGCGGACAUUGUUGAAACACUUGCUGAUAGUGUUUCAAAGAGGAAAUCUGUGUCUUUUUUUGUGGAAGAGAAAUCAAACCCAGUCGCUAAUCAGUUUAAGAGGCUGUUUGGACGCGAGAAUCCUGUCCACAAUCUUUUGGGGGGAGGAAAAUCUGCUGAUGUGUUGUUAUGGAGGAACAAGAAGAUCUCAGCUAGUGUUUUAACUGGUGCAACAGUUAUCUGGGUGCUAUUUGAAUGGCUCAAUUACCAUUUUCUAACUCUUAUAUUCUUUGCUCUGGUUCUUGGUAUGCUUGCUCAGUUUAUUUGGACAAAUGCUUCAGGCUUAUUCAACAGUGGCAGGUCACAGUCUAAAGUUCCCCGUCUUGUUCUGCCUAAAGAGAUAUUUGUCAACAUUGCCGUUCAAAUAGGUGCGGAGGUUAAUCGAGCUCUGGGUUUUCUUCAGGAUGUUGCAUGUGGAGGAAACAUUAAGCAAUUUCUUUUGGUUGUAUUAAGCUUGUGGGCUGCUGCUGUGGUAGGGAGCUGGUGCAAUUUUUUGACUGUAUUUUAUGUUGGUUUUGUAGCUGCCCACACGUUGCCAGUCUUAUACGAGAGGUACGAAGAUGAAGUUGACAACUUUGUAUAUGCAGUCCUGGAACAGAUUCAGCAUAACUAUCAGAAGCUGGAUGCUGGUCUCCUGAGCAAGAUUCCUAAGGGAAAGCUCGAGGGGAAGAAAUCUGAGUAGAAUAAUGUAGUAAAAUAACUAAGAUCUUAAGAAGUUCCAUGUCCAUCUCAUCUAUUAAUGAUGAUUGAAUUUCAUAUUUAUGGUUAUUGAAGUAGAGAAUGUCUAUAAUCAGACUACAAAAAACAGAAGUUAUACUUUAAGGAAUGGUCUUUGUUUACCAA